Dioscorea cayenensis subsp. rotundata (Guinea yam) is the source of this 519-nucleotide messenger RNA. RefSeq lists its product as uncharacterized. Lineage: Eukaryota; Viridiplantae; Streptophyta; Magnoliopsida; Dioscoreales; Dioscoreaceae. The transcript is spliced from 4 exons. The record is from RefSeq and is a predicted model, not a curated record. Bases 1 to 519 code for a protein of 172 amino acids.
AUGGUAAUGGAUGUUGUUGGAAAUGUUCAUGAUGAAGGAACUAAUCCUAACCAACAAGGUGUAGCUUUAAGUUUGAUUGAUCGUAUGGAAAGAUUUGAAUUUGUGUUCAUAUUAUUUUUGAUGAAUAAGGAUGAAUUGUUGGCUAAUGUUUCAAAGUUUUGUGUUGAAAAUGAUAUUGAGAUGCCAAAUAAUAUGGAAGAAAGAUUGUUGGUAUGUGGUCUUCCAAGACGUGAGAAGCAAGCCACUACAUAUUUGCACUAUUAUCGUGUUGAGGUUCUUGAUAUGAUCAUGCAAGAUAUGAAUAGUCAUUUUUCAAAAUCUACUAUUGAAUUGCUUUCUUGCAUAAGUUGCCUUGAUCCAAAAUUAGUUCGUAUUGCAGAGCUGUAUCUAGAAAAUUUCUCAGAAUUGGAUCGAAUGGCAUUAGUAGAUCAAUUAGAGAUAUAUCCUCUAGUUUCUCGGUUGAUUGAGUUGGCGUUGGUCUUGCUUGUUUCAACUGCUUCAGUUGAAAGAGAUUUUUGA